Pyrus x bretschneideri (Chinese white pear) is the source of this 1699-nucleotide messenger RNA. RefSeq names its product guanine nucleotide-binding protein alpha-1 subunit. Gene Ontology annotation, biological process: adenylate cyclase-modulating G protein-coupled receptor signaling pathway. Gene Ontology annotation, cellular component: heterotrimeric G-protein complex. Gene Ontology annotation, molecular function: G protein-coupled receptor binding; GTPase activity; G-protein beta/gamma-subunit complex binding. The transcript is spliced from 14 exons. Lineage: Eukaryota; Viridiplantae; Streptophyta; Magnoliopsida; Rosales; Rosaceae. The record is from RefSeq and is a predicted model, not a curated record. The coding region runs from base 318 to 1490 and encodes 390 amino acids.
UCCUUUCAAAUGUUAGCCAAUUUUCUGCGCUGUUUUUAUUAUAAUUUUAAUUUAAAUACACACCCAGGGACACCAUUUAUUGUCCACGUUUAACACAAAAGUACUUAUACAAAAAGCGAUUGCUAUUCAGCUCAAUCUGUUGCUGCUGCUUCAUUGCAAAACUCCACAGCCCAGUAACGAAAGGUCGUUUCUUUUUCUUCGGGUUUCUGCCAGUCUUAUAUAGCUCCCACCACCAGCCGCACCCCCCCGAUAUGAACUUUUCAGAAGGGAUUUGAAGUUACGUUCAACACGUCGUGCAGAAGACUCGUGCACCGUCUAUGCUGUCUAUUUUGAUCGAAAAUAUGGGAUUACUCUGCAGCAGAAACAAGCAUUACAACGAAGAGGACAACGAAGAGAAUGCUCAGACUGCAGAAAUUGAAAGGCGAAUUGAACAAGAAACAAAGGCCGAAAAGCACAUUCAGAAACUUCUCCUACUUGGUGCUGGGGAGUCAGGGAAGUCCACAAUUUUUAAGCAGAUAAAGCUUUUGUUUCAAACUGGAUUUGAUGAGUCAGAGCUCAAGAGCUACAUUUCAGUCAUCCACGCCAACGUAUAUCAGACCAUAAAAGUACUGUAUGAUGGGUCAAAGGAGCUUGCGCAGAAUGACAGAGAAACGUUUGAAAUAUCCAGUGAAAAUAAGGAAAUUGGAGAGAAACUAUCAACAAUUGGCAGCAGAUUGGAUUAUCCACGUCUCACUAAAGAGCUUGCACAGGAUAUAGAGACUCUUUGGAAAGAUGCAGCAAUUCAGGAAACAUGUGCUCGUGGUAAUGAACUCCAAGUUCCUGACUGUGCCCACUAUUUCAUGGAAAAUCUUCAAAGAUUAGCUGACCCAGAUUACGUUCCAACCAAGGAGGAUGUUCUUCAUGCGAGAGUUCGUACAACUGGUGUCGUAGAGAUCCAGUUCAGUCCUGUUGGAGAAAAUAAGAGAAGUGGGGAAGUAUAUAGACUCUUUGACGUUGGGGGCCAGAGAAAUGAGAGAAGGAAAUGGAUCCAUCUAUUUGAAGGCGUUACAGCCGUAAUAUUUUGUGCUGCUCUUAGCGAGUAUGAUCAAACACUCUUUGAGGAUGAAAGCAAGAAUCGAAUGAUGGAGACAAAGGAACUUUUUGAGUGGGUUUUGAAGCAACCGUGUUUUGAGAAAACGUCGUUCAUGCUGUUUUUAAACAAGUUUGAUAUAUUCGAGAACAAAGUUCUAAAUGCGCCGCUUAACGCCUGCGAGUGGUUCAAAGAUUACCAGCCGGUUUCAACAGGAAAGCAAGAGAUUGAACAUGCAUAUGAGUAUGUGAAGAAGAAAUUUGAGGAAUUGUACUUCCAGAGCACGGCCCCUGAUCGCGUAGACCGGGUGUUUAAGAUCUACAAAACCACUGCCCUUGAUCAGAAGCUCGUGAAGAAGACUUUCAAGCUCGUGGACGAGACGUUGAGACGUAGAAAUCUCUUCGAGGCCGGUUUAUUGUGACCGGGGAGGGGACACACCAGAUUUCAUGGCCAAACCACAAGAUUGUAUUUUGAAGGACAUCACAUCAUGAGCACACGCAUCAGAUUCCUUGAUUUUAGCUUUUACAUGUCAAUUAAAAUCCUGUUCCACUUAACGAGUGUCAAAAACAGAUGUUAUAACGUAUAAAAAUAAUUGUUGCAAGUGAUUUAUAGCUGAGUUGGUUAAGAGAA